This is a messenger RNA of Telopea speciosissima, 777 nucleotides long. Its product is annotated as fra a 1-associated protein. The record is from RefSeq and is a predicted model, not a curated record. The transcript is spliced from 2 exons. The coding region runs from base 41 to 631 and encodes 196 amino acids. Lineage: Eukaryota; Viridiplantae; Streptophyta; Magnoliopsida; Proteales; Proteaceae.
UUUCACAGUACGGUGCACGAUUAGCAAGAAAUACAAAACGAUGGGUUGGGAGUGGAGAGACGAAUCCAACGAAACGAGUUCAUCGUUAGGAUCCACCGGCACCGGCGGGUCUGAAACCUCGAACUUUGAAUCGGGAGAUCGUUGUUCGACGAGAAGGAUCGUCAAAUCGCAGUGCAAAACCGAAGAGGUUGAGCCCGGGAAGUUUCUCAGGAAGUGCGAGAAGACCGAGCAGAUUCUCAAGGAUUGCGUCGGAAGGCCUGUUGAAGUGGUUAAAUCCACCACAGAAUACACUGAAGAUGAUAUCACAAAUGAGAUGGCAAAAGGUUCUUUUCCCUUGGAGUCAUCUGGCAAUGAACCCUUCAACUUUCCUGGAUUACGCAGUGACAUUGAAGCCAUUGAGCGGAGCGUGUUUGGUGGUCUGAAUCAAUUCCUUGAGGCAGCUGAAGAGAUGAAGAACGGUUUCUUUCAGGUUUUUGGGAACCCACAUCUUUAUGACAAGGAAUCCUCACCGUCCUUGAGGAGAGGAAUACCAAUCGAAGGCCCACCACUCGGAAGGGAUGCUCCUCCUCCAGCACAAAGAAAUGACGAAUCACCUUAUUCUGAUUUUGCUGGGCAGGUCAGAGAUGUUUGACCCCUAGUAGUGGACAAGUUUUUAGUGACUUUUGAGGUUAGAGAUGCUUCAAUACCCUCUUAAUUUUUGCCAGAACUAGUGGGAUCUUGUUUUAGAAUAGAAUUGUGUGAAUUAAUCUCCAAGUUUUCCUGUUCCUUUCACUUCAA